Bemisia tabaci is the source of this 2304-nucleotide messenger RNA. It is a transcript of the gene Hinfp, whose product is annotated as Histone H4 transcription factor. Gene Ontology annotation, molecular function: DNA-binding transcription factor activity, RNA polymerase II-specific; RNA polymerase II cis-regulatory region sequence-specific DNA binding. Gene Ontology annotation, biological process: anatomical structure development; regulation of transcription by RNA polymerase II. NCBI's taxonomy places the organism in Eukaryota, Metazoa, Arthropoda, Insecta, Hemiptera, Aleyrodidae. The record is from RefSeq and is a predicted model, not a curated record.
UGCCCAUUGCCUCGCUUUUCUAGCUAUGUCCUGAACUCCUGACCUGUUCCCUUCUGACUUAUUGUCUCAAUAUUCCCUCAAUUUUGUGUUUAAUUGUUUCGUCUUGUGUGAUCCAUUCAAUAUUCAAUCUCUCGAUGUAUCACCAACUUUAAGAUACACACCAUUGUGGUAUAUCACAGCAUGGAGGAUGAUAUAUUUGUCCUACCACAAUUUCAUGAAGUAACCAGCGAUGACUCUCAUCUUGAAAAUAGUUUGAAUGCGGAAAAUGUAAACAGGAAUUCAACUUUGAAGGAUGAUAUGAAUGCUGACCAUAACACCUUACAUCAAAGAAAAAGACUGAAGAAAACUCUCAUCCCUCAAGAAAUACAUGAUCCAGAUGAACCUGGAUCAGAUUAUGACAACGAAACUGUAGCAGAGACCAAAGUUAGAAAGUGUCGAAGGAAAGCCAUCAAAUCAUCAAAAGAGCAUCUGCAUCUGAAGUGUGAAUGGAGACAGUGUGAUUAUGAAAGUGAAAACUUAGAUAAUUUUGUUCUGCAUGUCAGUCACCAUAUUCCGCACCUCAGACUGCGCUUUAAUGAGGAAAAUGAAGAGGUCUUUGUUUGUGAUUGGAAAGGUUGUGAUUAUGAAACUGGUAAUCCCUCAGACGUAGUCAGACAUGUGAACUUCCAUUCCUUCCAUACAAAACUUAAAUGCAUUGGAUCUAACUUGAAAAAUAGAGAAAAAUUACCUACUUGCCAGUAUAGCUCGGACAAUCCAAACAUCCUUCCAGAUUUUACCGAGCAGAUGGACUGCAUGUGGGAUAACUGCACAAGAAAGUUCAGCAAUAUCCAAACAUUUCAUUAUCACAUCAUUGCUCAUGUCAACGCCCUUCCUCCAGGCAACAAUCUACCUGUUGCUGAAAAUUGUCGCUGGGAACAAUGCACAAAGUCAUAUUUCUCUCGACAUCAUUUGCUUAACCAUAUGAAGAAGCAUACGCACGCAAAAGUGGUAGGAUGCCCAGACUGUGGCAGUGCCUUUUGUAGCAAUACCAAGUUCAGAGAUCAUUGCCAAAGACGAAUUUCGAGCGAGGUCCAAGAUUAUCAGUGCUCCCACUGCAGUAAAUUCUAUUCUACAGAACGCAUACUACGUGAUCAUAUGAUUUCGCACAUCAAUCAUCACAAGUGUCCAUUUUGUGACAUGACUUGUCCAUAUGAAUACACGUUAGCAGCACACAUUCGGAACAAGCACAUCCCUGAUAAGCCAUUUAAGUGUCAGAUGUGUGAUUACAGUUGCAAAACUCAGACCGAUCUCAAGAAACACCUCUACCACACCCAUGAAACAGAGCCAUUUCGGUGUCUGGUGGCCGACUGUGAUUUCCAGUGUAAAAGAAACAUCACUCUUCAGCGUCAUUACGCCAAAAUUCAUUGUGGUGAACCAUUCAGAAAAUACGCUUGUCAUGUUUGCCACCACAAGUAUAAUCACGGAGAAUGGCUAACAAAGCAUUUGAUCCAAAAUCAUGAUUUUCACUGGCCACCUGGCUUCUCCCGCUUCAGGUAUAAGCAAGAUGAAGAUGGAUUCUACAGGCUACAAACAGUGCGUUACGAAAGUAUAGAAGUCACGCAAGCCAUGCUGGAGACGGAGUCAAAUUUAGUGUCGAGCAUUGAUGAAAAUAAAUGUUUGCGACUAGGGAAAAUCGAGCACACAAGCACUGGUGCCAAGCUUCGAAUAGAGCUGGAUUCUGAAGAAGGAGAGUCGGUCCCGCAAUCAGAACAAGAGACUGCUAAUGCUCCCAAUGAAAGGGUGAUUGCAAUUGAGGAACUAGAUUCUGAAGGCAAUGUUGUAAACACAAGCACUGUUAUAGAAGAAAUCUCCUCAUUGCCAUUAGAAGGAAUACUGAUUGAUGCCGCAACGCAUGAUAGCUGAUGAUAAGUCUUUUUCAUUACCUAAGUACUUUCAGCUUAAGAGUUCAUGAAGAGCAACCAAAAGAAAAAAUCUGCACCAUUAUCUUGUCACCCCCUCUUGAUUUUAUAUUUAACGAUUGAAGUUUAUAUGCAGCUUUAAGGGCACGCCUCUGUAUCCAUUGCAGGAGUGAGGAUCUAUGCUGAUUUUGGGAAACGGUUCUACCUCUAACUUAUAAAGUAUACUUGGAAUUGGUCAAGUAUUUGGAACUGGUUCCACCUUUCCAUUACAAAUGAAGUUCGCAAAAAAGGAGGAUUGCUUAUGCACAAUUCUAGUCAUUAGAUCUUUUCCGGAUUUAAGUUCUAGAAAUAUGGAUUAUACUUGAUUGGAAUUUCGGAUGUCGUAACAUUCAAUACAGGGGGAAAA